AUGGCCAAAAGCAAGAAAAGUAAGCAGGCAGUUGGAAAGGCUGCCGCCGCCCCCAAGGCCAAGAAAGAUGAUCUUAUCAUGACGAUAGACAGUGAUUCCGAGAACGAAGGCCCAGCUCCAGAACCCUCUGACGAUGAGGAAGAUGAGAAGGCAGAAGAGGAAGAAAACAAAGAACAUAAAGAUUUAAACCCAGAUUUCCAGUUUUCCCUUGAUGGUUUUGAAACCACAAACACCGCUGACGGUUGGGAUUUCCGUGUGGCCGAGGACAAGCCCGAAAACAAGAAGAAAGAUGUGAACUUGGAUGAUAUCUUAAGAAGUAAGGGUGGUCUUACAGGUCUUGUAGGAUCCGAAGAGGCAGCCAAGGAGGAGGAUGAAGAGGACGAGGAAGAGGAGGAAGAUGAGGAAGAAGAGGAAGAGGAAGAAGCUGGCGAGGUUCCUGAGGAGGACGAUGACGAGUUGGCUAUGGACGGUUUCGGUAUGAAUGUUCAAGAAAGCGACGAGGAAGAAGAAGAUGAAGAAGUUCAAGAAGAGGAGGAAGAAGAGGACGAUGUCGAGGAAGUGCCUCGUGUUGGCUCAGAUGACGAGGAAGACGAGGAUAAAGACUCUGAAGAGGCCAUGGCACAGUUCUACGAGAAGGCGGACAGCUCACAAGCUCACACUACUUUCCAGUCUCUUGACCUUUCCCGUCCCGUUCUCAAGGGUCUUGCCAACUUGGGCUACACCAAGCCUUCGCCAAUUCAGUCUGCAUCUAUUCCAAUUGCCCUUAUGGGUAAGGACAUUGUUGCCGGUGCCGUGACAGGUUCUGGUAAAACUGCCGCUUACAUGAUCCCGGUGAUCGAGCGUCUUCUUUAUAAGCCUUCCAAGGUUGCUCUGACAAGAGUCAUUGUCUUGACGCCUACAAGAGAGUUGGCCAUUCAGGUUUGCGAUGUUGGUAAGAAGAUUGGUCGUUUCAUCAACAACUUGUCUCUUGGUUUGGCUGUGGGUGGUUUGAACUUGCGUCAACAAGAGCAGCAGUUGAAGACCAGACCAGAUAUUGUGGUUGCCACUCCUGGUCGUCUUAUUGACCAUAUCAGAAACUCUGCAUCUUUUUCAUUGGACUCGUUGGACAUUUUGAUUAUGGAUGAGGCCGAUAGAAUGUUGGAGGAAGGUUUCCAGGCCGAGUUGACGGAAAUCUUGUCCCUUAUUCCUAAGCAUCAGAGACAGACCAUGUUGUUCUCUGCCACUAUGAACACUAAGAUCCAGGAUUUGAUUCAGUUGUCUUUGAACAAGCCUGUUAGAAUCAUGAUCGAUCCACCAAAGGCUGCUGCUACCAAGUUGAUCCAGGAGUUCGUCCGUAUCAGAAAGAAGGAGGAGAUGAAGCCUGCUCUUUUGUUCCACUUGCUUAAACUCUUGGACCCAUCGCAACAAAACAGAACCGUUGUGUUCGUUUCCAGAAAAGAAACCGCCCAUAAGCUUAGAAUUAUUCUUGGUUUGCUUGGUAUGAAGGUUUCCGAAUUGCAUGGCUCUCUUUCACAAGAGCAGCGUCUUAAUAAUGUCAGUGACUUCAAGAAUUUGACUGUUCCUGUUCUUAUUUGUACCGAUUUGGCCGCUCGUGGUUUGGAUAUUCCAAAGAUCGAGAUGGUCUUCAACUAUGACAUGCCAAAGACCCACGAAAUCUACUUGCAUAGAGUUGGUAGAACUGCCAGAGCUGGUAGAGAAGGUAAGUCUAUUACUUUCGUGGGAGAGGCUGCUGCUGACAGAAACAUUGUCAAGGCUGCUAUCAAGUCUUUGGAGAGCGGCGAGAACAAGCAGCCUGGUAAGGCUGUUUCAAGAAACGUCAACUGGGAGGAAAUUGAAAAGAUCCAGACCAUUGUCACAGAAAAGAAGGAUGUUGUUGAAGAGGUUUUGGCCGAGGAGAAGCUGCAGAAAGAGUUGUUAACCGCCGAGAUGGAAUUGGCCAAGGCUGAUAACCUCAUGAAAUACGGUAAGGAAAUUCAGUCCAGACCAAAGAGAACAUGGUUCGAGACUGAAGCUGAAAAGAGAAAGCACCAAUCUGAAGCCAUGCAACAGCUCACGAAAAACAAGCAUAACAUCAACUCGAAGAAGAGAAAACAAAAAGAAGGCAGAGCCGAUGGAGGCAGCUGGAAGAAGACCAAGACCAUCAGACAAGCUGGUCAGGGUAAACCCAGAAACAGCGGUGGUGGAAAGAAGGGCAAGAAGAAGUAA
This is a messenger RNA of Candidozyma haemuli, 2205 nucleotides long. RefSeq names its product putative ATP-dependent RNA helicase (gene DRS1). Gene Ontology annotation, molecular function: nucleic acid binding; RNA helicase activity; ATP binding. Lineage: Eukaryota; Fungi; Ascomycota; Pichiomycetes; Serinales; Metschnikowiaceae. The transcript has a single exon. Bases 1 to 2205 code for a protein of 734 amino acids. The record is from RefSeq and is a predicted model, not a curated record.